Molecule: messenger RNA, 866 nt
Organism: Apus apus (common swift)
Lineage: Eukaryota; Metazoa; Chordata; Aves; Apodiformes; Apodidae
Product: IQ motif and SEC7 domain-containing protein 3-like
Exons: 5
Coding region: 5-562 (185 amino acids)
Source: RefSeq, a predicted model, not a curated record
CCAGAUGUGCCAGGGAAACGCUCUGCUCCCCUCCCAGUUCCCAGCGGAGCGGGCUGGCCGGCACCUGCGCCCCCCACCUGCCUCCCGGAGGGCGAAAGGUGUUGGGGAGGCCAUGGAGAGCCCCGCGGAGAACCCCAACAAAGCGGCGGAGUACCUGAAGGAGCUGAACAAGAUUAUUGAGACGCAGCAGGAGCUGCUGGAGAAGCAGAAGCGGAGGAUAGACGAGCUAGAGCAGCAAGUGGCUAAGUUGUACCACGAAAAUGCCUGCCUGCAGGACGAGCAUCACCGGCACCUGGCCGCAUGCAGGCUCCAGCAGAGCGUCCCCCCCGCCUACCCGGGGGUGCUGAGCGCCAUCCAGGAAAACGCCAAGCACGAAAAGUCUGAAGGUGAAAACUCAAGAAGCCUCAGGUCUUUACAUACUCUGCACCAGUUUUGCUGUCCAGCUCCAUUGUACCAUUCCCAGCUAGCUGUCCCUGCCACACACUCAGAGUACAGGGAAGAUAAUGUUCUGCACCAGUUCUGCUGUCCACCUUCGGGGUCUAGUAGUCCAUCUUCAAGAUAACAGAGAAGCUCGGGGUUGCUAACUGUGCAGUCAGUGCAACAUCUGUAUAGUCCAUCUCUCCUCUCUUUCUGGUGUGUAUGGGACCGACACUUGCAUGGAUACCCUAGGAAUCUGAUUCAUGUCAAGUCUGAGUUGCUCAGAAUGGCACAGCCAUAGCGUUUUGCCACCGAUGCUUGGUAAUAUCCUCUCUAUGCUUUUCUACAGCUCUCUCCCUUCUGUCUAGUGUUGAAAACACAAGCAAACUGUAAACAAAUACUUAAAAUGCACAGUUUAUUUUGAACUAAAAUAAACAGUACCAUAAGUC